This is a messenger RNA of Plasmopara halstedii, 213 nucleotides long. RefSeq lists its product as uncharacterized. Bases 1 to 213 code for a protein of 70 amino acids. NCBI's taxonomy places the organism in Eukaryota, Oomycota, Peronosporomycetes, Peronosporales, Peronosporaceae. The transcript is spliced from 2 exons. The record is from RefSeq and is a predicted model, not a curated record.
AUGAAGUUUCCGCUUUUACCCGAUACCGUGAUCGACAACAGUCUAGUGUGUAUGAAGGAGAUGCAACUCCCUCCAAGAUCUUUCCUAACGGUUAGUCUAGGUGAUGAAGGUGAGAGUUCUGUGUUCGCACCAUAUGCGAUGAAUAUCAGCCAUCUUAUGAGGACAAGAUUAAUUGCUCGGCUGCUGAACAGCGCAUUAGUAUUUACACUGUGA